AUGAAGCGAACUAUAGGCCCUCUGGACCAGCGAAGAAGGAUAACGCGCUGUCAACCUUGUGCCACGAGGCGAAUUAAGUGUGAAGGAGGUCCCCCAUGCGAGUACUGUAUUCGAACGGGGAAGAUAUGCCAAGCACAAAGGGUAAAGCAUGCAGAGAUUGGAUUCAUCUUCUCGGCGGAAUCUACCAAAUCCUCUCCGAUGAUUCUGGUUCCUCAGCAAGUGCAUAGUCCCACUCAUGCUGUGUAUCUAGAUCAUUUUGCAGAUUUUCUCCAUCAAAGCCACUUCACAAGAGAAUUUGCUUCAGUGCAUGGGGAUCUCGUGCCUUUAGUGAGCAGAUCACCUCCACUCUGGCAUAUAGCCGUUGCCAUUGGCUCACUAAGAGCUAGCAGAAGAUGUUCCGUCAGGUCACUGAGUAGACAUAAAUCAACUCACUAUGUUGCGUUGAAAUCUUAUGGGGCCUCCAUCCAAGCUCUCCAAUUCCAAAUAUCAAGAGGCCUUUCAGCUUGUGAAGAAGACACGCUCUGGUGCACAUUCCUUCUUGGUUUGUUUGAACUAAUGACCAAAACUUCGGCGGAUGAAUGGGCAAAGCACAUGGUAUUUGGUACAUCCCAAAUUUUGCAAUCGAUGAAGAACACCAAAAGAUUUCCCUCCUGGCAGAAAUUGUUUAAAGCUUUUCAAAUCUUGGAAAUCAACAGAACUAUUCUAUACGGAGAGUCGACAAUGCUUUCACAAGAUGGAUGGCCGGUUUCUGGAGACAGUAUGCCCUUCCAGAAAAAUGAUGGUUGGGAUUCGGUGGGAACAAUCCUCACACUCAUGAUGAAGACUUCCUCUUUCAGCCAUAGUCUUUUCAGCCAAACUGAAAGUCUAACGGGGUGCCUGGUAGAUGUAGAUCUGACUUUGGAUGCACUUGCUACCCAGGGAAUUGAACUUCAAAAGGAAAUUAUGCAGUGGCAGAGUAAAAACGAACCGCUUACAGACAUUACAGAGGCACCCUGCGGGCUGGCUAUGGCCAACUUUCAUGGUCUUCUCCUAUUUCAUUGCAAGAAUUUCACAUAUCACUCGUUCUGGAGAGAAAGCUUGAUUCCUUCGCUACAGGAAUAUGAAAUUGAGAAACACGUUGAUGCCAUUUUAGAACGAAGUGACAGACUUCUCCGAUCCUCAGGGAUCCCUGGAGUACUAUUACUUUUUCCUCUAAGAAUGGCUGGAGCUAACGUCUCUGAAGAUUCCAAGAAGCGCAAGAUAUUAAAACUUCUCGACCGAAUCUAUCAAAUGGGCUUUGUCGUUGCAGACAUAAUUAGGAUUGAUUUGGAAGAUAUUUGGCGAUAUCAGGCACUCCAAAGUUGUUAG
Messenger RNA from Penicillium longicatenatum, 1347 nucleotides. RefSeq lists its product as uncharacterized. Gene Ontology annotation, biological process: regulation of DNA-templated transcription. The transcript is spliced from 4 exons. The record is from RefSeq and is a predicted model, not a curated record. Gene Ontology annotation, molecular function: DNA-binding transcription factor activity, RNA polymerase II-specific; zinc ion binding. The coding region runs from base 1 to 1347 and encodes 448 amino acids. NCBI's taxonomy places the organism in Eukaryota, Fungi, Ascomycota, Eurotiomycetes, Eurotiales, Aspergillaceae.